AUGUCUCCACCACCAUACUCCGAUUUUGGCAAAAGGGCCAAAGAUGUCUUCAACAAGGGCUGCCACUAUGGUCUCAUCAAACUGGACUGCAAAACCAAAAACUGCGGCGGAGUGGAAGUCAACACCGUUGGUACUUCCAACCAAGAAUCUGGAAAGGUGUCUGGUUCCUUACAAACCAAAUACAAAGUCAAAGACUGUGGACUAUCGUUCACAGAAAAGUGGAACACCGAUAAUACUCUGGGCAGCAACAACACCAAAUUCGGCAUUGGUGCCAAGUACGACCUUGAUCAGGAUGCAGCUCUUCGUGCUAAAAUCAACAAUUCCAGCCAGAUCGGUUUGGGAUACCAACAACGUUUACGUGAAGGUGCCACCUUUACUCUGUCCGCCCUCAUCAACGGGAAGAAUUUCAACAAUGGAGGCCACCAGAUCUGGUUAGCUAUCGAACUGGUGGCUUAG
Leptinotarsa decemlineata (Colorado potato beetle) is the source of this 456-nucleotide messenger RNA. RefSeq names its product voltage-dependent anion-selective channel-like. The record is from RefSeq and is a predicted model, not a curated record. NCBI's taxonomy places the organism in Eukaryota, Metazoa, Arthropoda, Insecta, Coleoptera, Chrysomelidae. Gene Ontology annotation, cellular component: mitochondrial outer membrane. Gene Ontology annotation, biological process: monoatomic anion transmembrane transport. Gene Ontology annotation, molecular function: voltage-gated monoatomic anion channel activity.